Molecule: messenger RNA, 2023 nt
Organism: Haemorhous mexicanus (house finch)
Lineage: Eukaryota; Metazoa; Chordata; Aves; Passeriformes; Fringillidae
Gene: NAP1L1
Product: nucleosome assembly protein 1 like 1
Exons: 15
Coding region: 154-1335 (393 amino acids)
Biological process (GO): nucleosome assembly
Cellular component (GO): chromatin; nucleus
Molecular function (GO): histone binding; chromatin binding
Source: RefSeq, a predicted model, not a curated record
GCGGGGGAGGGGGGUUACGUGGUGACGUUAAUUCUAUAUGAGCGCGAGCGGCGGGAGCGCGGGUCCUUUCACCGCCGGCCGCGCGGCGCCUCCGCCUCGCUGCUCCUGAGUCACCGCCGCCCGCCGGCCGCGCAGUGUUUCAAAUCUAGCAGAAUGGCAGACGUAGACAACAAAGAACAGUCUGAACUUGAUCAGCAGGAUAUGGAAGAUGUUGAAGAAGUAGAAGAAGAAGAAACUGGUGAAGAUGCCAACAGCAAAGCUCGGCAGUUGACUGUGCAGAUGAUGCAAAACCCUCAGAUUCUUGCAGCCCUUCAGGAAAGACUUGAUGGUCUGGUAGGCACAUCUGCGGGAUAUGUAGAAAGCUUGCCUAAAGUUGUUAAAAGACGUGUGAAUGCUCUCAAGAACCUUCAAGUUCAGUGCGCACAGAUAGAAGCAAAAUUCUAUGAGGAAGUUCAUGAGCUGGAAAGAAAGUAUGCUGCUCUCUAUCAGCCCUUAUUUGACAAGCGAAGUGAAAUCAUCAAUGCCAUUUAUGAGCCUACAGAAGAAGAAUGCGAAUGGAAAGCAGAUGCUGACGAAGAAAUUUCAGAUGAAAUGAAAGAGAAAGCUAAGCUUGAAGAAGAAAAAAAAGAUGAAGAAAAAGAAGACCCUAAAGGAAUCCCUGAGUUUUGGCUGACAGUAUUCAAGAAUGUGGACUUGCUCAGUGAUAUGGUUCAGGAACAUGAUGAACCUAUCCUGAAAUACUUAAAAGAUAUAAAAGUGAAAUUUUCAGAAGUUGGACAACCUAUGAGUUUCACAUUAGAAUUUCAUUUUGAACCAAACGACUACUUCACAAAUGAAGUGUUGACAAAGACGUAUAGAAUGAGGUCAGAGCCAGAUGAUUCUGAUCCCUUUUCCUUUGACGGACCAGAAAUCAUGGGUUGUACAGGUUGCCAAAUAGACUGGAAAAAAGGAAAGAAUGUUACUUUGAAAACCAUUAAGAAGAAGCAAAAACAUAAGGGCCGUGGAACAGUCAGGACGGUGACAAAAACUGUUUCCAAUGAUUCUUUCUUCAACUUCUUCAGUCCUCCUGAAGUUCCUGAAAGUGGAGACCUGGAUGAUGAUUCCGAGGCAAUCCUUGCUGCAGACUUUGAAAUAGGUCAUUUCUUGCGUGAACGUAUAGUCCCCCGGUCUGUACUGUACUUCACUGGAGAAGCUAUUGAAGAUGAUGAUGAUGAUUAUGAUGAAGAAGGUGAAGAGGCAGAUGAUGAGGAGGGAGAAGAAGAAGCAGAUGAAGAAAAUGAUCCUGAUUAUGAACCAAAAAAGGAUCAAAACCCAGCAGAAUGCAAGCAGCAGUGAAGCAGUGUGUCUGUGGCCUUGAGGAUUACCUGCACUGUAAUAGCCUAAACACAACUAUUAGUUACUUACAGCCUUAUGUUUUGUAUCUUGGUAGAAUUAAGUAACCAAUUUGUUAAAAAAAGAAAUUGAACACUUAAGAACCAGUUUAAAAUGUAGGUUCAAUCUACCUAGCAUUUUAACAGUAUAAUUUUCUGCCAAUAUGUAGAAUGCAGUAAAUGCCCUAAAGCAUGAAUGUUAAUUCAUUGCUACAUAGUUUGGUUCUUGUGAAGUCUUUGUCAUGUAGCUAUUAGACUGCAGCUGUGAAGAUGAUCAGAACUGUUAACUGAGACCAAUAUUUGUUUAGAGAAAACUCUCCUGAAGAACCAACCAAAGUAUUUUUUCAGCCCAGUAGUCUGAACGGGUUUAAGUCUGCUUGCACUAGCUGUGCCUUCAUUACUUUGUUAUAGAAAUGGCAGUGACUUGUACUAACUCGGAGAUGAUGAUGCAUUUUGAAUUGGACUACUUGAGAAGACUAGUAUAACUCGUUUAAUUUCCCGACGAGACCACAUUAAACAUUCAUAACUGUCAGCUUGUUUAUGCUAUGGGUUUUGUAUUUUAUGUGACAUAGUGAUCUACAGAAGAAACCUAGUCAUCAUAUUAAGGUUAUUGUUUACCACAGGGGUGUGAAUAAAACCUAGUAUUUUCAGAA